Penicillium brasilianum is the source of this 447-nucleotide messenger RNA. Lineage: Eukaryota; Fungi; Ascomycota; Eurotiomycetes; Eurotiales; Aspergillaceae. The record is from the annotation of a GenBank genome assembly.
AUGAAGAUGCCGACUUUGAUCUCGUCCCUUAUAGCCCUUGCAAGCAUCUCCCUCGCCGGUCCGGUCAAGCGUGCCGAAUCUGUACACAUUCGGAAUUUCCAGGUCCAGCAUGCAAUUGACGGAACGGGAUCAUUACAAUUCACGCUACACAGUACGGUGACGGGGCUUUUUGAUGAUUGUACCCUAUCAUGGAGUACCGCGAACGCCAUCCAACCCGGACUCGCCAUGAACAAAUGCCUCAACAAUUCCUACGAGUUCGGCUUCCGCUAUGGCAUUGGCAAUAUUGAGAAUUUUUUGUUGGUUAUUCAGCAGGUGAAUGGGACGCAGCGUGGGUACGAGGUCAUCAGCGCUUAUGCUACCAAUCCGACUUGGGUUUGCACGGAGAGUCCCGCGCAAGGGGUGAGGGAGCGGUGCGAGUGGAUGGGGAUUUUGGAUAUUGAUUUUUAG